Molecule: messenger RNA, 2020 nt
Organism: Elaeis guineensis (African oil palm)
Lineage: Eukaryota; Viridiplantae; Streptophyta; Magnoliopsida; Arecales; Arecaceae
Product: E3 ubiquitin-protein ligase SIRP1
Biological process (GO): protein ubiquitination
Cellular component (GO): cytoplasm
Molecular function (GO): ubiquitin protein ligase activity
Source: RefSeq, a predicted model, not a curated record
GUGACACCUUUUUCUCCUCUUGCUUAAGAUUUUUCGGUGAAUCCAGGGUUUUCUGCCGCCCCUUUUGUUUUGGUUCGCUGUUCAAAUUUACUUAAGAACAUAGAUUUUUGUUUCUUUUUGGUCUUUUUUGGUCUAUGCUUCUAGAUUCUUCGACUUUGAACAUAUCUGAAUAAUUCUGUUAUACAAUGAUAUUUUAGGGCUUAGAUGUGGUUUUAUCUCGCGAUUCUUUAUAAGUUUGACUGAGAUAUUGAAGAACUUAACCUUGGAUUCUUGCGCAAGAGAAAAUUCAUCUUUUGGGGGCCAUUUCAGAUAUUAUCCUGAUUAUCAGUUCUGACAGGAAGAUACAAGAUAGAUAUUCAUUAUCUGAUAGAUUUCUGUCUGCUGGGCUGAGAUUUGCAAAUAUUUGGUUUAUCGAAAGUGAGCUUUCUUCCAAUAUAUAUUGUUGGGUUAGUUGCAUGUUUCAGUAGUGGAAGUUAGACAAGGGAGUGGAAGGGCAGAAUAGUAAGAUGGGUGACGCCCGGGCUGGUAGAUAUUGGUGCCAUGCCUGUUCAGAGGUAGUCCAUCCAGUGUGGGAAGUGGAGCCUAAGUGUCCCCUUUGUCAUAAUGGAUUUGUGGAAGAAAUGGAUGGAAGAGAGGAAAUAGACACUGAUUCUGAUCUUGAAUCUGAUCACGCCCUCUCUUUAUGGUCUUCAAUCUUGCUUGGAAUGAUGGGAGGCUUUUUGCGGCGUUCAAGAUUGCGAAGAGGGGAGGAAGAUGAUGAAUCAGAUCAUGAGUUUGAAGAUUUCUUGCGGAGGAGGCGACGGAGCUCUGCCAUACUUCAGCUGCUCCAAAGCCUCCAGGAUGAUAUUUGGUCAGAGUCUGACAACCCAGAAAGCGAAAGGGAGAGGGAAAGGGAAAGAGAAAGAGAAAGCGUGAUCCUCAUCAAUCCUUUUCACCAAGCCAUAAUUCUCCAAGGAACAUUGGAUUCUGACCGGAACCAAAGCCGAGACUCGAGCAACACUGGUGUUGGUGCUUCAUCAGGAGACUACUUUGUCGGGCCUGGUUUAGAUCUAUUGUUGCAGCAUUUGGUGGAGAAUGACCCAAACAGAUAUGGCACACCACCAGCUCAGAAAGAGGCAAUUAAUGCUUUGCCAACCGUAAAAAUUGAGGAAAAUAUGAGUUGUUCAGUCUGUUUGGAGGAUGUUGCUAUCGGAACAGAGGUUAAGGAGAUGCCGUGCAAACACAAAUUUCAUAAUGGGUGUAUAUUACCAUGGCUGGAGCUCCAUAGUUCAUGCCCUGUUUGCAGGUUUCAGCUGCCUGCUGAUGAAUCAAAGGUUUCAAAUGGGUCUAGAAAUGGUGAUAGUAGGGUGGAAGGUACUGGUGGGAAUGGUGGUGAUGAGGGUGAUGGAUUCUGGCUUCCUGUCCCUUGGCCUUUUAAUGGGCUGUUUUCGUUGUCAGGUUCUGAGAAUGGUGGCAAUUCUUCCUCAAAUUCACCAUCAUCAACUGCUUCUGGAAGUGACUCGCAUUCUGAGGAGAGCUGAACAUGUGCUCUUAAUGGCUUGAGAGUAGUGGAGGAAAUAUGAACAUAUUCUGCGUUCCGAUCUGGUGUGCUUUUUAUGCUUUGUUAUCAUUGUCAAUAAUCACAUAGUGGAUGAAGUUCAUCCUCGACUACAUCUACAUCUGGAAGUAACUCCUAUGUAGAUGAAAACUAAAGAUGUUUCUUUAGUGGUACGCCUCACUAUGUUUCAUCCUAUCAUUCUGUAUGUAGCCUUUUGUUAACUGAAUUGGGACAAGUUCCUUAUCUUUAGGUUCUUCCUAAGCUUCCUGCCUUUGUGUUUAAGGUAUGAUAUAUAUUGUAAUUGGAAUGUAAUUAUGCUCUGUUGGGUUUUCAAUUUUAAGUAGGUUGAAGAUGUAGAAUAGGAGAGACGAGUUUGGAUUGUCAAGCCGCUGUGAAGGAUUUGGGGUUUUGUUUGAUUUUCUUGUAUGUGCUUCUGAAGCAGGUAUCUCUUAGUUAUGGAAAUUCUAGUUGUAGAGAUUUAUU